AUGGCAGGACUUAUAGCUGGCCUUCUCGGACCAGUGCUUCAACCAGUGGUUCAAAGCAUCUUCGCACCUCCUCCGCAGCCUCCUCCGCCGCCUCCUCCAGCCCAAGCCCCUCCCGCUGUUGCUGCCCCAGCUCCGACACCAGCCCCGCCGGCACCGGCACCAGCGGCUCCUGUAGCUCCAAUUACUGCACCAGGAGCUCCACCGCCAGCACAGCAGGCUCCCUUGCCUCAGGCCCAACAGCAAGCUCAGAAUGUAUUUCCCCAACAGUCAAAUCAAAGUCCAGCGUUCUCAAAUCCUCGCAUUGGCACCGUGAUCCCUGAUCAGAAUCCAAAUCAGCAACCAGGUAGCUCCCAAUCAAAUGAUCAAUUCGACGACCAAACUAUCGGUGGAUCUUCGGCAGACCAACUAGUCGGCAGUGAACAACAAAGUCAAGGGCAAUUCGGUCAGCUGCAAGGCGGCUCUAGCCAAUCACAGCAAGAUGGAUUGAACCAAAGUCAAGACCCAUUCAGUCAAAGGCAGCAGGGACAAACUUUCAAUCCUCAGGAGCAGCGAAAUGGAACUCUGGAGCGUCCUCAGACUCCCAGGGGCCAAAGUAAUAGACCUUCUCAGGCCAACACUCCCCAAUCUCAGAAGUUUGGAAGUCCUCAAGCCAAUCUCGGUCAACGCCAGGGUCAGGAAAGUCGUGCAUCGAUCUCACCUGCCUCCAACCGGGGUGGUUCGGGCUACGGGCAAGGUGUCAAACGUAGGUAG
Bacidia gigantensis is the source of this 750-nucleotide messenger RNA. RefSeq lists its product as uncharacterized. Bases 1 to 750 code for a protein of 249 amino acids. Lineage: Eukaryota; Fungi; Ascomycota; Lecanoromycetes; Lecanorales; Ramalinaceae. The transcript has a single exon. The record is from RefSeq and is a predicted model, not a curated record.